AUGGUGUUGUGGAUGCACGAGUCUCCUCCUCUACUCAUCAACCAGCAAGAGAUGGAGACCUCACGUUGCAAAAGAUUGAAUUCUGUCAACUUCCACACCUGGAUCUCCAUUCCCUUCUGCUUUCUCUAUGCAACUGCCCUGUCAGGGAACAGCCUGAUUCUCUUUGUCAUUAUCACCCAGCCCAGCCUCCACGAGCCCAUGUAUUACUUCCUCUCCAUGCUGUCCACCACUGACCUCGGGCUCUCCAUCUCCACUCUGGCCACCAUGCUGGGAAUAUUUUGGUUCAAUGCCAGGGAGAUCAGCUUCAAUGCCUGCUUGUCACAGAUGUUCUUCAUUCAGCUCUUCACUGUCAUGGAAUCCUCAGUGCUGUUGGCUAUGGCUUUUGAUCGUUAUGUGGCCAUCUCCAACCCUCUUAGAUAUGCUUCAGUUUUAACUGAUGUUAAAAUAGUAGUAAUUGGAGUAGCAAUCAUCACUCGGGGAACCCUAAUCCAGACUCCCCUUGCAGUGCUCCUGAAAAGAUUGUCCUUCUGCAGCAGCCAUGUGCUCCACCACUCCUACUGUUUCCACCCCGAUAUCAUGAAGCUCUCAUGCACAGACACCAGGAUCAACAGUGCAGUUGGGCUCACUGUCCUGAUCUCUACUGCUGGAGUUGACUCUGUCUUUAUCAUCCUCUCCUAUGUCCUGAUCAUCAGAACUGUCCUCAGCAUUGCUUCCCCAGAAGAGAGGAAGAAAGCCUUCAGCACGUGUAUCUCUCAUAUUGGGGCUGUGGCUGUGUUCUAUAUUCCACUGAUUAGUCUGUCCUUUGUCCACAGAUUUGGGAAACGAGCUCCACCAUAUGUCCAUACUCUGAUUGCCAAUGCCUACCUGCUGAUCCCUCCUGUCAUGAACCCCAUCAUCUACAGCGUGAAGACCAAGCAGAUACGGAAGGCUGUGCUGAAAGUUCUCCAUUCUAGUAUGACAAAGAGCUAG
This is a messenger RNA of Mus caroli (Ryukyu mouse), 969 nucleotides long. RefSeq names its product olfactory receptor OR51C1-like. Gene Ontology annotation, cellular component: plasma membrane. Gene Ontology annotation, biological process: G protein-coupled receptor signaling pathway. The record is from RefSeq and is a predicted model, not a curated record. Gene Ontology annotation, molecular function: olfactory receptor activity; G protein-coupled receptor activity. Lineage: Eukaryota; Metazoa; Chordata; Mammalia; Rodentia; Muridae.